UAUACCCGUGCUACAGUGGCUAGAAUAGGUACCCGUGCCCUGCAUGAGGCGCCUAUAUUAUCAUUUAUUGUUCUGAAGCUUCGCGAUUAAUAACGUAUAGAAAUGCGGCUGACGUCUUUCCUUCUGAAGGCGUCUAAGCUGCCCAAGGACUAUGCGAAUUUCCCCGAGUCGUACGUGAAGCGAGUGAUGGCACAGGUCGAGUGGCGCACACCCAAGGGACCUCAGUACGUCCGGCAUGUGAUUCAGCGCAAGAAAUACUACUUUGGCUUGGCACGUCCCUGGCAGUCGGACUUCUGGAAGGACAACAUGCCUGGAGUUCCCAGCAAACACGUCUAUGUCGAGCCUAUCGUGUGGACAGUGUUCAGAGGCGAUCGGGUUGAAGUCCUUGUUGGAAAGGACAAGGGAAAACAAGGAAUUGUGAACUACAUUGUCAAGGAACGUAACUGGGUUUGUGUGGAAGGACUAAACUGCGAAUACCGUACUGUUGGUUCUGGGGAAAAAACGCAAGUCAUGAAGACUGAGAUGCCUCUGCUUGUCACAACCCAAGUUGCUUUGGUGGACCCAACAGACAACAAGCCAACAAAGGUAGAAUGGCGCUACACCGAAGAGGGUGAGAAGGUCAGGGUAUCGGUGCGUUCUGGCCGGAUCCUACCCAUCCCACUGAUGGCUGAAGAAACGUACGAUUAUAAGGCCAAGAGCGCUUAUGUUGAGAACCCCAAAGACACCAGAGCAAAAGAGCUUGAAAAGAUUACUUUUGUUCCAAAGCUGAUGACGUUUGAACAAGAGAUAAUGGAGGAACUUGGCAUCAAGGAAGACAGAGUACCAGCUAAAACUUAUUGGUAUUAGGCAGUAUUGCAAGUCGUAUUUGUUUACAGUAAGAAUAAAGUUAUGUUUUGCCAUU
Messenger RNA from Dermacentor silvarum, 901 nucleotides. It is a transcript of the gene mRpL24, whose product is annotated as probable 39S ribosomal protein L24, mitochondrial. The record is from RefSeq and is a predicted model, not a curated record. Gene Ontology annotation, molecular function: structural constituent of ribosome; RNA binding. Gene Ontology annotation, cellular component: ribosome; mitochondrion. Lineage: Eukaryota; Metazoa; Arthropoda; Arachnida; Ixodida; Ixodidae. Gene Ontology annotation, biological process: translation.